Messenger RNA from [Candida] anglica, 4433 nucleotides. The record is from the annotation of a GenBank genome assembly. Lineage: Eukaryota; Fungi; Ascomycota; Pichiomycetes; Serinales; Debaryomycetaceae.
UGGGUACAAACAUUUCAAUCAUUGCUCUUAACAUUCAAUUGCAUCAGUUUUAGAGCUAUUGAUAGGUUCUAUUUUGUAGUAGGACCAGUCUAUCGCAAUGUCUAACCCAAAUGAAAUCCUUCAGCCGCCUGAACAACUUGAGGUUGAUCAGCAACCUCCUAUCGAUGAAGAAGAAUUGAGGAGAGCUGCCACGGGUCAAUCUCUUGAUCCAAAGUCCCUGCACUCUGUUGCUCCUGGACUUCCAAAGGAAACAACUGGACCGGCUGGACAGCACUCGUCUUCGCUGUCCAUUGGCCAUGGUGUAUCUAGACAAUCGUCUAGACAACCAAAUGGCCCACCAUCUAGUCAGCCUCCUAGAAGACCAAGUAGUUCAGCUACUAGACAGCCUCCAAGAAACUCAUCUCCCCAGGCUGCUGGUCAAUCAAAUGGAUAUGCCUCUAAUCAGCCUGGUCAACCUGGCCAAGUCUCUGGUGUCUCUGGUCAACCAGGCCAACACUCUGGUCAAGCUUCUAGACAAAUAACAAGAACUGAAACAUCCAAUGGAACUCCAGCUACAAAGACCUCCAGUAAAAUCUCGUCCUCGAAGAACACCGAUGACGUCAGUGAAAGAACUGAGGAUUUGACUCCAAGUGAAGACUUUGACAUGUCUGAUGUCAAAUCCAAACCAAAGCCUCGUCAACCAGUGGAACCUUCGUUCAGAGGCUGGAAAGAAGUUGGUGGUUGGGGUGAAGGUGACGCCCUUACUGCCGAUGAUGAAGCGGAAGAUUUGCUCGAACGUUCGACAAUUUUCGACCAAUAUCUCCCACAAGUUGCCUAUGGUGACUGGUACCACAAUGUCGCUUACUUGAUUGUAGCUGGGUUGCUCUCGUGGAUCUUUGGUUGGUUCCGCUUUUCGUUGGCCCCAGUGUUCUUUGUCAUGGUGUCCAUCUCGUUGCUCUACCGUACCUCCAUCAGAAGAUAUCGUCUGAACUUGCGUGAGCUUGCACAAAGAGAAUUCUCCAUCAAGGCCAUUGAGGAUGAUUAUGAAACCUUGGACUGGAUGAAUGUGUUUUUGGAGAAGUUUUGGUACUUUUUGGAGCCUUCGAUCUCUCAAAUUGUCUGUGACCAAGUCAAUCCAAUCUUGGCUGCCAGUCCAGCACCAGCGUUCAUCAAGCAAUUGUGGAUUGACUCCUUCACCGCCGGUACAAAGCCUCCACGUAUCGACUGUGUCAAGACUCUCCCAGGUACAGACUCGGACAUUGUUGUCAUGGACUGGGCUUGCUCGUUCACUCCAAACUCCUUGGCUGAUUCCAACAAUAAGCAAUUGAAGAACAAGGUGAACCAGAAAAUUGUCGUCAAGGCCAACUUGUUUGGUAUUCCGAUCCCUGUAGCGGUGCUGGAUGUUUCAUUCAUGGUUGUUGUCAGAAUCAGAUUGAGAAUGAUGACUUCUUUCCCGCACGUGGAAACGGUCAAUGUUUCCUUGAUGGAGCCUCCUCACUUUGAUUUCAACUCCAAGGUGUUGUUUGGAGACAAUAUCUUCAACUGGGAAGUUUUAUCCAUCCCCGGCUUGUACCCCUUCAUCCAUGAUAUGAUCAAGAAGUACGUUGGUGCCAUGUUGUUUGCACCAAUGUCCUUCCAAUUGAACCUCCAACAAUUGAUGGCUGGGAACGCCUUGGACGCAUCCAUUGGGAUCUUGGCAAUCACCGUCAAGUCUGCCUCCGGGAUCAAGGGCCACACCGCCAUGGGUAACACCAUUGACCCCUACGUGCUGGUUGGAUUCAAGAAGGAUGUUCUUGCUAAGACAGGCCACAAGGCAAACACCACCAAGCCAACUUGGAAUGAAAUCUUGUACAUUCCCGUCAAGCUGUUGUCCGAACCACUUGUUCUCACCUUGGAUGAUUACAACCAUCACCACAAGGAUAGAGCCAUUGGUACCAUUCAAUUCGAUUUGGAGGCCUUGUACAAGAACUCUAAGCAACCGGAUUUGAGUGGCACUGUGACCAGAAACAACAAGCCUGUCGGAGAACUCAAGUUUGGCUUGAACUACAUGCCAACCCUUGAAGCGGUCAGACAGGUUGACGGGGCCGUGGUGCCACCACCAGACUUGAACACUGGUAUUGCUCGUAUCGAGAUUGGUGGUGCCAGACACUUGAAAGGUGAUAGCAAGAAGAUUUCCACAUAUGCUGAGCUUUAUAUCAAUGGUAAGUUGAAGGUGACCACUCCUGUACAAAAGGGCACCAACGCCCCCAACUGGGCCAUUUCCCAUGAAGAAAUCAUUGGAAACAGAUCUAAGGCCAAGGUUAGAGUUGUACUCAAGAAUAAGGAUGGUAAGCCUGUGGGUCAAGUUUUCUCCUCGUUGAACAAUUUCAUCGAUUCCACCCAAGUGGAGGAAAACUGGUUCCCAUUGGCCAAAGGUGGUGAGAUCAGCAUUACUACUGGAUGGAAGCCUGUUGGAUUAACUGAUGCUGCCGGUAGUGGUGGCUACACCGCCCCAAUCGGGGUGGUUAGAGUUUCUGUCGAAAGGGCUGAAGACUUGAGAAACUUGGAAACCAUUGGUACUGUAGACCCAUAUGCUAGAAUUCUUGUCAAUGGAUUUGAACGUAGUAGAACUGCUGUUGCUGACAGUACGUUGAACCCUACCUGGAACGAAGUUCAUUAUGUCACGGUUGCAUCUGCCAACCAGAAGUUGACCAUUGACGUUAUGGAUGUUGAACUGCACUCUCCUGACAGAACUCUUGGAUCAUUUGACGUGAAGUUGAAUGAGAUCAUCAACAAGAACGAGAAGGGUAAGUACAUUGAAUGGGAAGACGACUUGAAGAGAGAAUCGAAGUUGAUCCACAAGAAGGGUCCUAAGGGUACUGUGACCUAUUCGUUGAGUUUCUAUCCAACCUUGCCAGUCAAGACCUUGGAAGAUAUUAAGGAUGAAGAGGAAGCUGCCAAGCAAGACAAGAGAAGAAAGGAGAAGGAAGACGCCAAGAAGAGAAAGGAGGAGGAAGCCAAUGGUACAAGCAAGGACGAGAAGAAGGCUGUUCCUAAUGAAGUCUCGGAUGAGGAAGAGCAAGAAAAGAAGGAUGAUGCUGGUUUGGAAGACAUUGAGGAUGUCAAUGAAGAAAGUGGAUCCAAUGCCAAGGUUCAACUUUCUCUUGACCAACUUCUUGAGUACAACAGCGGUGUGUUUGUGUUUGAACUUAUCGACGGGACUGUUUCCAAGGACGACGUUUACCUCCAUGUCUACUUUGACAACCAUGGUACUCAUGACUACGUUUCCCAGAAGUUCACCAAGAAGCAAAUGAAGAUUGGUCAAACUGGAGAUGCUGUCAUCAAGGAACUCGACUGGAGUAAAGCAUGUUUCAGAUUGUCCAAGGGUAAGGAUGACAAUAGAUUGGAAAAAUGUAUUGCCGAGACCACCAUUCCUACUCUUCAAUUGGUCAAGAAUGGAUACCAUGAACCAACCACCAUCCAAUUGAGCGGUGCCGGAACCGGUCUGUUCAAGAUCCAUGCUCAAUGGAUCCCUGUUCUCUAUGCCAAUUCUAUCCCACCCCAGGACAGUGUCAACAACUCUGGUAUUCUCCAUGUGACCACCGUGAGAGCUGAAGGCUUGAUGGCCGCUGACCGUAGUGGUAAGUCCGAUCCUUAUGUCAAGUUGUACCUCAACACCGACAAGGACGAAUUCUUCAAGUCCAAGAAGGUUAAAAAGACUUUGGAGCCUACCUGGAACGAGGAUUCGUCGGUGGAAGUUGCCAAUUUGUACGAUUCCAUCUUGAAAGUGGAUUGCUUUGAUUGGGACAUGGGUCCUGAACAAGACGAUUUCCUUGGGGUUGGAUAUGUUAAGCUUUCUGACGUUGACCCAAAGAACAACCAUGAAGAAAUCGCCUGUAAGUUGACCACCGAUACCGGUGAUGAUGGAGGUGUAGUCUACUUUAAGUUCAACUUCAAGCCUGAGUUCAUCCUCACUGUGAGACCAUUAGAAGGAACCCAUAUCGGAGACGCCUUGGGUGCCGUUGGAGGUGUUGGAAAGGGUGUUGUUGGUGGUGUCGGAAAGGGUGUUGGUAAGGGCCUCGGUGGAGGUGCCAGUCUCUUCAAAAAGGGCUUACAUUUGGGAAGAUCGAGCGAAAAAGAUGAGUAGUUUGUUUUGUAUUUUUAUAUGUUCUAUUUAAAUUGUAUCAAUCAAAGUGUAGAGAGAAACUCCGUAGGAUAGGCCACUCGCCUCUCUGUGGGACUGUAAGACGCUCCGCUGGCCCCUGCUCGGGGAGAGCCACUGGCGUGGGGCCUGGCUCCUCUACGAGGAGACUCUCCUGACUACUUGCUGCUAAAUUCCUCGCUAGAGGAACAUGGCCUCCACGGCUAGUGGCCCACGGAGUGCCAGCGGAGCGGCUUGCAACUCCUGGAGGGUAGUCCCCUCAUCCCCUUCCCUGCUCACCUGCUCGACCCUCCAAUUGAACCCUCAACUAAAG